UGGGAGUGGCUGUAUAUGAUCUACCCAGUGGCCAAAGUGAGGAGAACAGCUGAGGGGAAGACAGAGCGUCUGCUGCUGAAGGGAGCAAAGACUGAGGGCUGCAGGAUGAAGACCUUUGGAGCCUGUAUACUGCUGUGUCUCUUAUCACUUUCUUUGUCCCCAGCUGACUGGUAUCCAUGGGUGGUACAGGGACAAGAACUGGAAACUGUAACUGGUGAUCUUAACAGUGACUUUCUCAUCAGCACCUCUGCUGCAGCUGUAACACCACCCGUCCUUCUUAGCCCUGUUCAAUCUGACACUGAAACUACAACAACUGCAUCAGAUUGUCGGGAAGAGCAGUUCCCUUGCACACGCCUCUAUUCUGUUCAUAAGCCAGUGAAGCAGUGUAUCAGCUACCUCUGUGUUACCAGUGUGCGUCGCAUGUACAUAAUAAACAAGGAGGUGUGCUCUCGCAUUGUCUGCAAGGAGAAUGAGGUCAUGCAAGAUGAGAUCUGUCGCCAGCUGGCUGGCCUUCCUUCUCGACGUCUCCGCCGCUCUGGGCAGCCCCUGAAUCUCCCUUGCAGACAGCUGCUGGACCAGCAGCGCAGAAGGCCUGAUGCUCUGUAAGCUACCAACAGUAGAAGAGAAGAAGAAAGGGAGAGAAGAGAAAUCAUGAUCCACCCAGAAAAUCCACUGUGUACAACCCAAGACAAGUCCCGCUUGCUUGUGAUUCCCCCAUCAUUUCCUUGCUGCUCUGCCUUCCCCCACAUCCUCUUCUUCAGGUGCUGCUGUACACACAGUCCCCUCUCUCCUGUUCUGUCAUGGUGGCUGCUGUCAUCCACUAAAUCUGUUACUGACGAUGUGGGAUGCUCCCUUCUUUUCUCCCAAACUCUAUUUUGUAGGCCAUGAUGAGCUCAUUUCCCAGGGGUCCUUAUAACUGUGCUGCAUCUUCUCUUGCUUUGCCCCUGCAGAGACACCAGAAUGGGGACAGGAUGUAGUCUUCUCCCAUGGUACAGAUGCCCUAAGCUGAGUCUCAUGUGGAGGAGCACAAGCCUUUAUGCCCUAGAACUCUUGGCCUAGGUCUCUUGCAUGACAUCAGUAUGAGUUCUGAUAUGCUUAAUCAUCCUUGGCCUCUCCAGUCCUGAGCAACUGAGUUUGCGGUGUGGUAGCACAGUGGUAGCUGCUGGCCUCAAGGAAGUGAAAGGACUGGAACUGAGCUGUCCUCAAUCCAAGACAAACCUCAUUGUCUCUGUACGGCAGCAGUUCAUUUAUAACUACCUCUGGGAAGUUCUUUGUUUCAAACCGUUGCCUCCCUCACACACGAAUGCUACCAAAAAGAAUUCUGGAGUAAAUAUGGCAUUCUAUUUUUUCUCAAUAUGAAGAUUAUGUUUAAACAAACGCUUCCUCUCCUCCCUCCUCUCCUCUUCUCCAUUCUAUCCUUCCCCUACCACUAACAAAAUCUCUUGAUACCCAUUCCAGGCAAAUUUCAGGGAGUAGGAAAUAUGGCUGCCUCAGCUCCUAAGCUAAGAGACCUCAAGAAGAAUGUGUGUCUUGGCAGAACUAGGAACCUGGUUCUUCUGGGCUGAAGGACAGGGCAGGAGGCAAUGAAUUAGCUUGUCCUGGUGACUUGUCUUGGUGUGACUAACUCUACCCCCUCCAGUUGUUGAGUCCACUUUCAGCAUCUCUACUUGAGUUCCCACCUUCUAGUACUGGACCUCCUGCACAAAGUAGAAAGGAGUCACAAAUUGGGAAGGAAUGUGGGAGAAGAAUCACUGCCUGAGACCCUUGGGUUUUCCUGCAGGUUCUGGGCUGUGCUCUCCUGCACAGUGCCAGGUGCUGGUGGGGAGAUGGGAAUAUUUGCAGGUAAUUGAGAAUAAACGCAGGCCAACCUUGGGAAAAGAGUUCACUCUUCUAGCACUGGAUGUCUGAUCUGCUGGAGAACUUUGUUUUCCAGGUAUAUGGGCAUUUUUACUAUGAGAUUGGAUAGGGUAAGUGGGGAAGAGCAGAGCUGUCUAAAGUUUCUUAAUCACUGUAUGUGACUCACAGUGGCACAAUCACCCAUUCUGUGGGGCACCUCAGCUGAGUAGCUUAGCUCACCACUGCAGAAGUGGGUCUGGACCCUCUCUGUAGGAUCUCACACAAGUGUUUUUCCCAACUCUAACAGAAAGCCAGUUUGCUAGAAUAGGAACUCGGCCCCUUCACAUAAUACGCCGUGCUGCAGAACUGUUCAUUCAGCUUUACAGGAACAGUGGUCUGCUACACAGAGCCAGAGUAACACAAUAUGGGGGAUAGUUUGCUGUGCAGAGGCAGAAUUCAGUUUUUUAAGAGCAAAACAAUUAAAGUAAGAGCCUUUUCAUAGGACUCAGAUUUCUGCUGUAUUGAGCAAGAGGCUGUGUUACAUCCCCUGUGUAGAGAAAGAUACCCCUGUGCAGAGGCAGAUUUGUUCUAUGUAAGGACAAGAUUGGUCAUAGAUGGGCUAAAUCUCUCUAUAUCAAUCUAUUAUACAGGAGAAAGAAUUCCAAGUUAUGCAGUGACUGGAAUUCUGUCCUAUACAUAGGGGCAUAGCGCUCCUACACAGAAGAUGAUGCUGCUCUUGAGUACUUGAAACUCAUGAGACUAGGAAUGGAGGAGGAAUUUCUCUACACCGAGGAUAUGAACAUCUCUGUAAAGAGGAGGGCACUGCAAGCUUGUUCUCAAAGCCAUUCAGGUCACUGGCAGCCACUGACUUCUGUGGUGAGAGGCUUGUGGAGUUUGUCUGUGUGGAGGAAGUUAAGGUGGAGAAGAGAUGUUAGGAGCUCUUGGGAAUUGGACUAGACCAAGUCUCCACUCUGUACUUAGAGUUGAAUAUAAGCCUAUAUAGAUAUAGAUGUGUAACUGUAUAACAUAGCUACUGUACAGUAUAUAGAAAUGUUACCUUUCAUACAGUUUCGAGAGUCAUUAGAAAUCUUUCUGCUGCUUGCUUCCAGCAGAGACAGCAAGAGGCACUCCUUCCCAGGAGAACACUGUUUUAAUAUUAGAGUCCAUAUAAUGCACACAAAAAAUAUUAAAAGAAAAUUUAUUGCCUGUUGUUAUUGGCAACUCUCA
Messenger RNA from Dromaius novaehollandiae (emu), 3063 nucleotides. It is a transcript of the gene MFAP5, whose product is annotated as microfibril associated protein 5. NCBI's taxonomy places the organism in Eukaryota, Metazoa, Chordata, Aves, Casuariiformes, Dromaiidae. Gene Ontology annotation, cellular component: microfibril. The record is from RefSeq and is a predicted model, not a curated record. Gene Ontology annotation, biological process: embryonic eye morphogenesis.